AUGCCCCCCGCCCCCGCCCCCGCUCCACCAGUCUCCUCGAGUCCAUGCCCCGCGCCCCCGCCCCCGCUCCACCAGUCUCCUCGAGUCCAUGCCCCGCGCCCCCGCCACCGCUCCACCAGUCUCCUCGAGUCCAUGCCCCGCGCCCCCGCCCCCGCUCCACCAGUCUCCUCGAGUCCAUGCCCCCCGCCCCCGCUCCACCAUAUUCCUCGAGUCCAUGCCCCCCGCCCCCGCCCCCGCUCCACCAGUCUCCUCGAGUCCAUGCCCCCCGCCCCCGCUCCACCAUAUUCCUCGAGUCCAUGCCCCGCGCCCCCGCCCCCGCUCCACCAGUCUCCUCGAGUCCAUGCCACGCGCCCCCGCCCCCGCUCCACCAGUCUCCUCGAGUCCAUGCCCCCCGCCCCCGCUCCACCAUAUUCCUCGAGUCCAUGCCCCGCGCCCCCGCCCCCGCUCCACCAGUCUCCUCGAGUCCAUGCCCCCCGCCCCCGCUCCACCAUAUUCCUCGAGUCCAUGCCCCGCGCCCCCGCCCCCGCUCCACCAGUCUCCUCGAGUCCAUGCCCCGCGCCCCCGCCCCCGCUCCACCAGUCUCCUCGAGUCCAUGCCCCCCGCCCCCGCCCCCGCUCCACCAGUCUCCUCGAGUCCAUGCCCCGCGCCCCCGCCCCCGCUCCACCAGUCUCCUCGAGUCCAUGCCCCGCGCCCCCGCCACCGCUCCACCAGUCUCCUCGAGUCCAUGCCCCGCGCCCCCGCCCCCGCUCCACCAGUCUCCUCGAGUCCAUGCCCCGCGCCCCCCCGCCCCCCGCUCCACCAUAUUCCUCGAGUCCAUGCUGUUGA
Penaeus chinensis is the source of this 825-nucleotide messenger RNA. Its product is annotated as vegetative cell wall protein gp1-like. The coding region runs from base 1 to 825 and encodes 274 amino acids. The transcript has a single exon. The record is from RefSeq and is a predicted model, not a curated record. Lineage: Eukaryota; Metazoa; Arthropoda; Malacostraca; Decapoda; Penaeidae.